This is a messenger RNA of Moesziomyces aphidis, 2073 nucleotides long. Lineage: Eukaryota; Fungi; Basidiomycota; Ustilaginomycetes; Ustilaginales; Ustilaginaceae. The record is from the annotation of a GenBank genome assembly.
AUGGAUGCACUCGCGUCCCGGGCGGCUCCGUUGAUCCAGAGCCUGCAGCAGAAGCAUGGCUCAACCGCCGAUGCACCCGGCCCGCCUGACUUCAUUUCGGCUGUCUCUUCCGCUCGGUCGAUCAUAUUCUGUUUACCACUGGACUUCUGCUGCCGACGUAGAACCUAUUCAAGUCCGCAGCACUACCCUCUACGUCUCACAAUCUUGCGGCUCGUCAUUGCUAUUGAAGCUCCAUCUUCGCACAAUCAUGUCUCUUUCCUCAUGGCACCGUCGAUGGUGUCGCUGCAGGACCCUCUCAAGGAUAGUCUCGUGGUAGCCGAAGGAGCGAGCGAAGCAAGAGCGGGGCGCUUGCCCCCGCGUCCGAGCUUCUUUAAAAUAGCCAAAGCCAAGUGGGUGCCGCUGCAUAUCCGCCUGAGCAAUGAUCGCUGGGUCGAUAUGAAACUGGUAUCCGAGCUCGACAUUUCCAUAACACGCGCCCCUGAAGCUGAGGCGACCAAAGAUCCUGAAAGAUGCCUUUCAGCAAUCCACCAAAUCAGCUACCUGACCACAGUAGAGCCUCAAUUGCUCCGAAUUCGGGACGCACUCGCCUCCGAAGAAUCUGCCGGACAAGGCUCAAAGGCAGAAACAAGCGAUCAUCGAAUUCUGUCUCGCCAAAGCAACAGCAGCGACGACACUGUGGAUAUAUGUCCUAUUGACGACUCAGUGGACCUUUCUCAUCGGAUGAGCGUGGAUACUGUGUUUUCACAAGCUUCGUCCUUCAGCGAUGUCACGAUCGCGCCGGCGCUCAAGUCACCCUUCGCGGCAGCAUUCGAUGAAGUCGCGUUGUUAUGUCGCACAAUCAGCACGACUCCUUCCUUGGAGUCAGAAUCGACGGACACAAGUCUAGGCUCGCCUCUAAGCUCUCCUCCCAUUCCUCCGAAGCGGCCUCCUCGCUUGCGCCGACCGCCAAGGGCUACUCUGGCGACACAGCAAGACGCUCCCAUGAAUCUGGAUCGCUAUGGAACUUUCUUCACAAGGUUCGAGCCUCCAGCCUCACCUAUCGAGUCUACGCCUGGCUGCAGUAGAGGGGACAGCAUCUGUCUCGAUCCAGACCUGGCGAGUGAGAUCGCCAAGAAGGUCAUGCAAGCAGAACAGCAAAACCUAGAGCAAGCCAGCACGGUUCCAGUUGGAACAAGACGUCUAGAUUCGCCAGCGGCUUCAGCGUCUCUCCUUUUCUCCGACGUGACGGAGAGCAAGGCGGAUGGGAGAUAUUGGAUUAACGCUGCAUCCGAGCACACGCAUACCUCGACCAGCUCUUUGGGUACCCUACGGCAUUCUGCGUCCCGAGUCUCGCUGGCUUCGGCAUUUAGCAAUAGUAGCGAUGAAGGCUGCAACACAAACGGGACGUACGAAGCAGCUAUGCACAGAACUAGGCAUGCACCCCGAGCUCAAAAAGGCAAGACUCUCAUCAGCCGAGCGUUCAAGAAGUUCGGUACCAACAGGGUCGUCUCCGACCUAGGCCCGUCGAGAUCACAAGACGAUCUUGUGGAUUGGAGCAGGAGCACGAGAGACAUGUGCUCGAGCCCGGCGCUAUCCAUCCUCUCUGCCACCAGCUCACCGGACAUCCGAUCUAGGCGAAUUUCUUCGGAGUCGGACUUGUCAAGUGCUGGGCCGUGCUCUCGUGCUUCAACUCCGACACAAUACUCGUCUCCUGUGUUCGGACGGCAUCGGUUGGCGCAGCAAGUUGCCUUUGAAGAGACCGAAGAGCUGAUGGAUGAUGGUGUCACAGCAACGCCAAGGAUGGCACCAGACGGGCAUUUCGAUACCAUGGUGGACAGCCACGUGCACCUUCCUUCUUACCAUCGUGGCCUCCGCAAGCAAAUCUAUCCCCCACGAGUUCGAUACGAGCUGCGAGACACGCCCAGCCCGGUGGCGUCGCCACAGAUGCAACAGCAACAGCUGCCGUCUCCGCAUGCUUCGCCUUCGCAAUGGACGACAAAGCUCGCAGGUAUCCAUUCAUAUUCUUUCGAACCGGUCCGAGCAGGCAGCCCACGAUUGGACUUUGCUGGCCCCCGCCGCUUUGGUACAAGCUGA